Molecule: messenger RNA, 3048 nt
Organism: Bactrocera latifrons
Lineage: Eukaryota; Metazoa; Arthropoda; Insecta; Diptera; Tephritidae
Product: DNA repair protein complementing XP-C cells homolog
Exons: 4
Coding region: 1-3048 (1015 amino acids)
Biological process (GO): mismatch repair; nucleotide-excision repair
Cellular component (GO): nucleus; nucleotide-excision repair factor 2 complex; XPC complex
Molecular function (GO): single-stranded DNA binding; damaged DNA binding
Source: RefSeq, a predicted model, not a curated record
AUGUCAUGGACAUGCUUUUUUUUAAUAAUUUCAGAAGACACACACUCUGUGUCGCACUCAACCACUCACGAUUCCAGCGCACUGCUGAACACCUCGGAGGGUUUGGAGAUUCAUGUGGAGCUGCCUGGCAAACAGCGACGCACCAAAGAGAAAAACCAACAGGACUUAGAGUUGGCGCUCAAACGCAAAUUGAAUCGUGAUUUGAAAGAACGUUACUUUAAUUUACACAAAACUACAUUAUUGUGUUGUUUUGCACGUAGUUACCAUUACAAUCGGCUGCUCAACGACACACCGCUGAUGCAGGCUGCAUUAAAACUGCUGCCGAGUAGCAAUGCCUAUCCACCAGAGCGUGGCACCGAGAUCAAGUACUUUCAGUCAAUGGUCACUUGGUAUAAGACCGCUGUGAAGUUGGCUUCGCCCAAUUUAUAUGGUGAGAAGGUGCGUAAGAGUAGGCGGCGAGUGAAGCGGGAGCUCAUGUCACAGAUUAAACGUAAGGAGGCUAGUUGCAAACAGGAUUUUGUAUUUAUAUUUGUGUGUUUACUGCGUGCGAUGGGCUUGCAGUGCCGGCUGAUUGUCAAUAUGCAGCCACUGCCGCUGCGACCGUCCCCAUCAGAUUUGUUGACGAUCAAAUUAAAGCGCGAGUGCGAUAAAAAGGAAGAGAAUGCGGUGGAGGUAAAGAAGUUAAAAGUCGAAGGUGGCAUAGCAGGUGGAACUGAGAAUCAGAAGCAGCUUGAAAAGACCAGCAAAGAGAAGGCUACAAAAGCAAAGGAAAAGAGUGUGAAAGAGGAACAUAAGAGAGAUAAAGAAAAAGAGAAAGCACGGGAUAAGAGCAGUGAGAAGGCUGUUAAAGAGAAAGUCACGAAGGAAAAAGAAAAGAUAGGUAAGGAUGUUGCCAAAAGUAGUCGUGCCAAGGUAGUUUCAAAAAGUUCCGGUAAGGAAGCGGUGCAGAAAAGCUCCCACGGAGGAAGCAAAAAAACGUCAAGUGCCACGCUGGCCGAAUUAAAAGCAGUGGAACAAUCUGAAAGUAAGGAUAACAUUGUAAAGUUAGAUGAAAAUCUAACACAAACACAGCAGCCUUCACAAAGAGCUCUGGUCAAAGUACCAACGGAGGAAGCGGCAGCGAAUGCUAAGAAUGCACUGAACAGCUCAAAAGAAAAAUUGUCUACAAAGGGAGUAAAACCGAAGCUUUCACGUCUAAAGAGCAAAAGAAAUGCCACGAAUCCUAAUGAUCGUGACAAGCUCGACUUUUCGGCUGAUAAGCCUGGCCUCAGUGUUGAAGCAAUGACAACUGCACAAGCCAAGCGGCAAAUUUCCACUGAGAAGCCAAUAAUAAAUAAAGCAAAAGCGGCAACUAAAAGCGCUAAGCCAGUAAUACAGAUUGGUUCACCUGUCAUACCGAAAAUCGUGAUCCAAUCAGGUAAAACAGUUAUCACUGCCGAACGUGAGAACCAACCAAAUGCCAGUAGCAGCCGUACGCGUGUGACUCGUUCACGAAGUAAAUCCCCCAAAAUGCAUAUCUCACCGACGUUCCUACAGAGCACAGAUUAUAGAAAUAAAUUUCCCGAGCCCGCAGCUAAUGUAAAAGCACUGCCGACAGCUGGCCGUAUCGCGACACGUGCCAGGUCAAAAAGUCCAAAGCAGAAAAUACAAAUCUCGACAGAUUUUUUGAAAGGACAUGGUACCAGCGCCGCUGAAUCAAUUGCAGGCAGUACACGAGCAGGACGUAUCUUACGUUCACGUCAAAAAUCUAAUGAGGUUGCUGGUACUGAUAAAAAACUACCGCCAGUGCCACAAUUAGAUGGCGCUGACGAUAGUAUGGAGCAGGCGUCGUCUAAAAGUAAGCGUCCACAAUUAAAAAAGUUGAAAAUGAAAUCGCGAUCGCGUGACGACGAUUCCGAUUCCGACUUUGAGCCGUCACCACCGAAACAGCCCAAAAAGCCGCCACCAAUACCAACAAAGAAGCCUGUGGACCGUCGUGUGUUGUCGUCCGAUGAGGAGGAAGGUGGUGGCGGUAAAGUCAAGCGUAAUCCAACAGCGGCAGAUAUUUGGGUGGAAGUGUGGUCCGAUGCGGAAGAGCAGUGGGUUUGCAUAGAGUUGUUUAAAGGCAAAUUGCACUCCGUAGAGGCGAUCAGGAAAGCCGCCUCCUCCAGUUUCGCUUACGUGUUCGCAUUCCAAAAUGAUUUGAGCAUUAAGGAUGUGACUGCUCGUUAUUGUCCCAAUUGGACAACAACUGUACGCAAGUCACGUGUUGAACGCGCGUGGGUGGAAGCAGCCUUUGCACCGUACUAUGGUCAACGCACAGCUCGUGACAUUCGCGAGGAUCAGGAGCUACGUCGUAUACACGAAGAGAAACCCAUGCCUACCUCAAUUGCCGAGUACAAAGAUCAUCCGUUGUAUGCGCUUGGGCGUCAUUUACUUAAAUUCCAAGCAAUUUAUCCACCGGAACCACCAACCUUAGGUUUUAUACGUGGUGAACCGGUAUAUGCGCGUGAAUGUGUGCACACCCUACAUUCGCGCGAAAUUUGGCUGAAGCAGGCUCGAACUGUUAAGCUGGGCGAACAGCCUUAUAAAAUUGUAAAGGCGCGCCCCAAAUGGGAUCGGUUAACACAAACGGUCAUAAAAGACCAACCGCUGGAGAUUUUUGGCUAUUGGCAGACAGAGGAUUAUGAGCCGCCAACAGCCAAAAAUGGCGUUGUGCCACGCAAUGCCUACGGCAACGUGGAACUAUUCAAAGAGUGCAUGUUGCCCAAGAAAACAGUACACCUACGCUUGACGGGCUUAAAUCGCAUUUGCAAAAGACUUGGCAUCGAUUGUGCGCACGCAGUGAUUGGUUUUGAUUUUCAUCAAGGCGCCUGUCAUCCUCUAUACGAUGGUUUUGUCGUUUGUGAGGAGUUUGCCGAUCAAGUGACGGCGGCUUGGUAUCAAGAUCAGGAAGAGCAAGAGAAAAAGGAGCAAGAUAAAUAUGAAGCACGUGUUUAUGGCAACUGGAAGAAGCUCAUUAAAGGUUUGAUUAUACGCGAGCGGCUAAAGAAGAAAUAUAAUUUUUAA